AUGGCUACCUUCGCGCCCAUUGAUCCGCCUUCGAUGAAUAAUUCCGGUGGCAAGAAGAGGGUUGCCUACUUCUACGACUCUGAUGUCGGGAAUUAUGCCUACGUUGCUGGCCAUCCUAUGAAGCCUCACAGAAUCCGGUUGGCGCACAGCUUGAUUAUGAACUAUGGAGUAUAUUCCAAGAUGGAAAUCUAUCGUGCAAAGCCUGCUACCCGUCAUGAGAUGACCCAAUUCCACACGGAUGAGUACAUCGAUUUUCUGCAAAAGGUGACCCCGGACAACAUGGACUCUUUCGCAAAGGAACAAGGCAAAUACAAUGUCGGAGAUGAUUGUCCUGUAUUUGAUGGACUGUUCGAGUUCUGUGGUAUCAGUGCUGGUGGCAGUAUGGAAGGUGCAGCUCGUCUCAACCGCGGCAAAUGCGACAUUGCAGUCAAUUGGGCUGGUGGCCUUCAUCACGCAAAGAAGAGCGAGGCAUCUGGUUUCUGCUAUGUCAAUGAUAUCGUCUUGGGCAUUAUUGAGCUUCUUCGCUUUAAGAAGCGCGUACUCUACAUAGACAUUGAUGUUCAUCACGGUGAUGGUGUCGAGGAGGCUUUCUACACCACCGACCGUGUCAUGACCGUUUCGUUUCACAAGUAUGGAGAGUACUUUCCGGGCACUGGUGAGCUUCGCGACAUUGGUGUUGGUCAAGGCAAAAACUACGCUGUCAACUUUCCCCUCCGCGACGGCAUUGAUGAUGUUACCUACAAGUCCAUCUUCGAACCCGUCAUCCAGAAUGUCAUGGACUACUAUCAGCCAGAAGCUAUCGUCCUCCAAUGUGGUGGUGACAGCUUGUCGGGCGAUCGUCUUGGCUGCUUCAACCUCAGCAUGCGUGGUCACGCCAACUGCGUUAAAUUCGUCAAGGGUUUCGGCAUGCCAACGCUUGUCCUAGGUGGUGGUGGCUACACUAUGCGCAAUGUUGCUCGUACCUGGGCAUUCGAGACUGGUGUUCUUGUCGGCCAAGAGAUGGGUGCUGUUCUUCCUUUCAAUGAGUACUACGAGUACUAUGGACCUGACUACGAGCUUGAUGUUCGUUCUUCGAACAUGGAAAACGCCAACUCAAAAGACUAUCUGGAGAAGAUCAAGAUUCAAGUCAUUGAGAAUCUGAAAAAGACCGCUCAUGCGCCAUCGGUUCAACUGACAGAAGUUCCACGUCAUACUUUGGCAGGAGGCGCUGAUGACGACGACGACGAGCUUGAUGAUCUGGAUGAUGAUGAGAAUAAGGAUACUCGCCAUACCAAACGCCAGUGGGACCAGCGCAUCACUCGAGAUGAUGAACUUGACGAGAGCGAAGAUGAGGAAGAGUCACGUGCCAACGGUGUUCGACCUCAGAACGGGCAGAUCAAGCGACGAAACAUUAUGGAUUUCCAAAAUGCCAACGCUGCUGCUUCUGAUAUUGAAAUGGAUAGUGGUGCUGUUACUCCUGAAGUCCAGCAUCCUCUGGAUGGUAUUGUUACCGCAAUGGCGACCGAGGCAAAUGCUGAGGUCAACGCUGAAUUAAUGGAGAAGAAGACGCUUGGUGUCGCGGCUGUUGAUUCUGGAGAACUUGGACCAUCCAACGCACCAUCUCCCGCUCAAUCUGCGAAACUGACAAUCGAGAUUGUUGAUAAUGACGUCGACAUGACAGAUGCACCAGAAGUUAUACCAGCAGUGGCAGUUACCCCAGCUGUACCAUCUGUUGCUGCCAAAUCGAAGACGCCUGAAGUUUCAACACCGGCUGUGACUGUUUCUGAACCUGCCGCUGCCACUGCCACUACUGUCCCAGAUACAAUUGUGCCCAAGCAAGAAGGUGAAGCAGAGCGGACGGAGAAGGGUGAAACAUCCACGGAGAUGGCACAUUCAAAACCAACAUGA
Lachnellula hyalina is the source of this 1887-nucleotide messenger RNA. It is a transcript of the gene RPD3, whose product is annotated as Histone deacetylase. Gene Ontology annotation, molecular function: histone deacetylase activity. The record is from RefSeq and is a predicted model, not a curated record. Bases 1 to 1887 code for a protein of 628 amino acids. The transcript is spliced from 4 exons. NCBI's taxonomy places the organism in Eukaryota, Fungi, Ascomycota, Leotiomycetes, Helotiales, Lachnaceae.